Messenger RNA from Rubroshorea leprosula, 2882 nucleotides. The record is from the annotation of a GenBank genome assembly. NCBI's taxonomy places the organism in Eukaryota, Viridiplantae, Streptophyta, Magnoliopsida, Malvales, Dipterocarpaceae.
CUUUGUUUGUUUUCUGAAUAUUGGAUUCCCCGUGCAAGCAGGUCUUCAGAUUAUCUGAUGGCUGGCGGUGGAAAACAUACACCUCCCAAGGAUUUUGUUUGCCCCAUCACCGGCCAUUUAUUUGAUGAUCCGGUGACUCUAGAGACAGGUCAGACCUACGAGCGCAGAGCAAUACAGGAAUGGCUUGAUAGGGGAAACUCAAUCUGUCCGAUAACCAGGCAUCAGGUUCAGAACUCCCACCUACCUAAAACAAACCAUGUGCUCAAGAGGCUUAUAGCAAGCUGGCAAGAACAGAAUCCUGGCUCUGCAAUCCCAUGUCAGUCAGGUGACCAACAUGUUGAGCCUGAGCUUGAGGCUAUGAUUAAGCCAGAGAUAGUUCCAGUAACUUCUCCCAACAGUGUCAUAAACCAAGCAGUGAUGGAUAGGACAACUACUGAACUCUGCCAUGCCAUUACAAAACUUUGCAUGUCAGAAGUCCUUAAAGACUCUGAAAUGGCUGUCCUCCAAAUAGAGCGAUUCUGGCAAGAAAUGGGGAUGGAUUUGGAUUUGGAUGCUCAAACUAUGCUCUCAAAACCUUCUGUCAUCCAUGGAUUUGUGGAGAUCCUUCUCAAUUCCAUCGAUCCCCAGGUGCUGAAAUCAACUGUUUUUCUCCUCUCUGAUCUGGGUUCAAGAGACAGAGCUGUCAUCCAGACACUUACUCAGGUUGACUCCAAUUUAGAAUGUAUUGUAGCUCUCUUCAAGAAGGGUUUGUUUGAGGCGGUUGUCUUGAUAUAUCUACUUCGACCUUCAAUUCCCAGGAUGAAGGAGAUGGAAAUGGUGGAAUCCCUUCUAACAGUUAUCAAUAAGAAAGAUGAGGAAAUGAUAAAGAUAUGUCUGAAGCCAAAAACAGCUUCUGUGAUCUUACUGCAGCAGAUUCUCCACUGCAAUGAAGAGAGUGUUGUAUCUUCAAUCGUUGGUUCAAUUGCUUCUUCUAAGGAAAUUCAAACCAUUAUUGGAAGCUUGGAAUCUGAAUUGACAGAGGAGAGGAUAGCUGCAAUUGGCAUCUUAGUGAAAUGCAUGCAAGAAGAAGGCAAGUGCAGAAACACCAUAGCUGAUAAAGUAGAGUUGGCUCCAGUUUUAGACAGCUUCAUCAAUGUGAGUGAUGGAGAUCGCUUUGUGAUGGUUCAAUUCUUCUCUGAGUUGGUCAAAUUGAAAAGAAGGAAACUCAAUGAGCAAAUUCUCCAGAUGAUUAAAGAUGGAGGUUCUUUUAGCACAAUGCACUCUCUCCUUGUUUAUUUACAAACAGCACCUCCAGACCAGUGUCCUGCUGUAGCUGGUCUCCUACUCCAACUUGAUCUCAUGGCUGAGCCAAGAAAGAUGAGCAUAUACCGGGAAGAGGCAGUAGAUGCUAUCAUUUCAUGCCUGAGGAACUCCGAGUCCCCUGCUGUUCAAAUAGCAGCUGCAGAGACAAUUGUAGCACUGCAAGGGAGGUUCACUGCCUCAGGGAAGCCCCUUACCCGACCUUUUCUUCUAAAACAUGCUGGACUUGAGAGAAGUUACAGACUUCUUAUGCGCAAGGAGCAACUAAGCAACAUUUCAGGAGAAUUAAAAGAUGUAUCUGAAGAAGAGAGGGCAGCUGAUGCUUGGGAAAGAAAAAUGGCCUUUGUUCUAGCAAGCCAUGAAUUUGGCCUGCUGUUUGAAGCUUUUUCAGAAGGGAUAAAGAGCAGACAUGCAGAGUUAAGUUCAGCAUGUUUUGUGGCAGCAACAUGGCUCAUAUACAUGCUUGGUGUUCUUCCAGACACAGGGAUAAGAGGAGCAGCCCGAGUCUGCUUACUCAGCCGCUUCAUAUCUAUAUUCAAGUCAGCAAAGGACAUUGAAGAUAAAUCUCUUUCUUUGCUAGCUCUCAAGAGCUUCAUGCAAGAUCCUGAAGGCCUCCAGGAUCUGAGUUCCUAUAUGAAGGACAUUUGGAAAGGUCUAAGAGAACUUAAAAGAUGUUCUCCUUUGGCAAUUGAAAUUCUGAAAGUUCUCUGUGAAGGGCAGGGGUCAAGCGCUGACUUGUGGAAUCACAAAGAACUGCUUCAAGUUGAUUCAAGUGAGAAUGGUGAAGUGUUGUCAAUAGCAUGCUUCAAAGACAAGAUCUUUUCUGGCCAUUCAGAUGGAACAAUAAAGGUCUGGAAUGGUAGAGGCAACAUCCUUCAUCUUAUACAGGAAAUUAGAGAACAUACCAAGGCAGUUACUAGCUUGUCAAUUUUACAAUCUGGUGAAAGACUUUAUAGUGGCUCACUUGACAAAACUGCAAGGGUUUGGUCCAUUGGUAAUGAAGUAAUACACUGUAUACAAGUACAUGAUAUGAAGGAUCAAGUUCAUAACCUAGUUGUGGCCAACAGCAUUUCAUGCUUCAUUCCACAAGGAGCUGGGGUCAAGGUAUAUCAUCAAUUUCACUCCAAUUUCCCUUUCUGUUCCUGAGUAUUGUUAUCUAGAUUUAGCCAUGCACAUUGAUGUGCUUUCAUUGUUCUCUUUUCCCUUUCAGGUUCACUUUUGGAAUGGACAAUCAAAAGUCCUGAGUCCAAAUAAAUACAUCAAAUGCUUGGCUCUUGUCCAUGGAAGAUUAUAUUGUGGAUGCCAUGAUAGCAGUAUCCAGGUAACAGGUCCUCUCUGGUACAAUUUAUUGGCAUAAUUUCUCAGAAUCUGUUUUGCAGUAGAAUCCUGACAAGAAAAUUGUGUUUCUCAGGAACUGGAUUUGGCAUCAGGAACACUCAGUACAAUUCAAAGUGGGACAAGAAAAUUACUUGGAAAAGCAAAUCCUGUCCAGGCUCUCCAAGUUCAUGACAGAUUGAUAUAUUCAGCCAGCUCUUCCUUGGACGGAGCAACAGUGAAGGUAUGAAGAAACUUCUGCAUUAAGA